Procambarus clarkii (red swamp crayfish) is the source of this 4573-nucleotide messenger RNA. Its product is annotated as loricrin. NCBI's taxonomy places the organism in Eukaryota, Metazoa, Arthropoda, Malacostraca, Decapoda, Cambaridae. Gene Ontology annotation, cellular component: extracellular region. Gene Ontology annotation, molecular function: chitin binding. The record is from RefSeq and is a predicted model, not a curated record.
UAAUUUUAGAAAGGAAGAAUACAAUAAAACUUUCAGUUUAAAAUGAUUAUAUAAACAAAAUAUUUCCCUUAAAAUUAUAUUACUGUAAAUUGUGAUAUUUUUAAUUGUCCCUAUAAUGCCUUAUGAGCAUGUACGUAUUUUAAACAUAGAUAAAAAACAGCGAUACAGCAUACCUCCAAUAAACAUUGAAAAUUUAGGCGAUAUACGGACAAUCAUUUGCAAAAUAGGAUGAACUGCAAUGCAUUUGCUUUGCAUUAUAGCCUACUAAUUAGCAAUAAUGCUUUCAAAUCAGUUGCAAUUUCUCCUAAUUAGCUCUUAAAUGUACUGGAUGACCAAGCAGCAAUUUCAGCUUGACAUUGCAAACAGAGUUGACUCUGCUUAUGAUAUAACAUUCUCAACGUGGCUAUAGUGUAUAUAAAUCGAAUUUGACUUCUUGUUGACCGACUGUUUCCAUGUGGUACCCAGCAGAGAUACAACGUUAAUACAACAAUGAACAAAUCCACAAGGGCCGUGACGUGGAUUCGAACCUACGUCCGGGAGCAUCCCAGACACUGCCUUAAUCGACUGAGCUCGUUGGGAAGCGUUGAGACGCAGGGACUAACCGCACAGGAGACUUAGUCAUGACAAAUAGGAGAAAAUAUUAAGUUUUAAUCAUUUUCAUGAGAUUCUUUUGGCUUAUUCGCCGAUCAUAGGAAAGUUGAGCCCCGUUCUCACCAUUUGUCACUCCGAAAAAAACUAACUGUCUUGCAAAACAAGGAACGUACGAACCCAAUCAAUGUACCUAACUCUAAGUUAACGCUCACUGUUACAAUAUUUCAGUGCUUUAUUUUGUAUUAUACGUCACGUUUUUUUACAGAUCGGUCUAUUCCGUUAAAAUGCAACGACUAGGAUAGAGAAUGGGUUGUCCUAACACAGUGUUAGUAGAUGUGAUUUACUGACUGUAAAUGUUUUAGUUUGUGAGUGCGUGCAAGAGUGUUCCUGGCAGGUGUGUUUCAGACACAUUGAAGUGGCCUAUCGUAGUUUUCUUACUAGAGAUUCAGCAAAUAAUUAAAGCAAUGCCUUUUGCAGUUCUGAUGUGAAGUGCCCUAUGCGUAUUUAGUAUCUUGAGUAUGCAAAUGUUGGUUAGAGUAAAUAACUAGAUAUAUAAACUCGAUGCAGAUUAUUCAGGAGUCUGUAGAUUUCGUUUAAUUUGAAUUUGAGAAUGUUAUAUACAUCAUCUACUGUUCUUACUUAUGGCAAUUUUCAUACGAAAACUCAGAAGAUUAAUGUGAAAUGGAAUUCAAAUCACGGUUUAUACUUAUGUAUAUAUUUUUUAGAGUAUAUUGUAGUCAGCUAUAUGUUGAGGGCCGGGCCUGAAGGAGACAUUGGGGUCAUAUAAAUGAUGUUAUAUUUAUAACCUUGUUAAUCAGGAUUUGUGUAUGUUGAUCGGUUUGUACAUGUUAAACAUGAUGUAUGUGUUUGUUAUUUAGGAUGUGCAUGUUAUUCAGGAUAUGAAUAGUCAGUUAAUCAGGUAUCUUAAUCAGAAUUUGUAUGUGUUAAUCAGGGUUUAUAUUAAUGAGAUUGUGUGUUAAUCAGGGCUGUCUGUGUGUGUGUGUAAGCAUAAUUCGUUAUCUUAUCUUUUGAAAAUUAGAAUUUGUGUUCUUGGUACGUUCCGGUUUUUACUUCUAUUCCAUCUUUACCUAAACUGAUGUUUCCUUCGUCUUCAUCCCUUCCUGUUCCUCUCUCAAAAUUAUUACUCAUUGUUUAUUCUUAGACUCGUAUUAUUCUUAUCUUCACCGAGAUCCAUGUCUCAGGCAUAGAGCCCCGCCAAAUGAGACACGGCAGUUAUAUUAAGUGUGGGUUUGUACGCUCUCCAACGGUACGAAGCCUCACGUAAGGUCGUCCCCUUGGCCAGUACGGGCUGCACUGUUCAUUCUCUCUAUCUUCCCAACCAUCCCGGGUACAGGAGCCUUGGCAGGAUGGAGCACCGGUGACACCCUGAAGGAGGAAGCCAGCAACAAGGUCCUCACUUACUUCGACAAGAUGACCGGCGGUGGGAAGGACUUCCUUGACGACAACAUCGCCUCCAGCACCGACUUGAAGGGUGGUGAUGAGUUGGUUAGAGCUACCAGGGGGUUUGUUAGAGGCGCUGGUAGCACUUUUGUUGCUCAUGUCGGUGGCGGAGGAGCGGGUAGAGGUACUGGAGGUGGAGGCGGGUACCGUUCUAGCAGUGGUGGGGGAAGCGGUAGUUUUGACUCUGGUAGUCGCACUGGAGGUGGUAGUUUGACCUCGGCUACUCACCUUAGAAGUGAUGGUUUUGGCUCUGGUAGCCAAAAUGGAGUUGGAAGUUUUAGUUCUAGUAGCUACAGUGGAGGUUUUAGUUUAGAUUCUGAUAGUCACGGUGGAGGUGGUAGUUUUGGUUCAAGGCGUUACAGUGGAGGUGGUAGUUUAGACUCUGGUAGUCAAAGAAGAGGUGGUAGUUCUGGAUCUAGUAGUUACAGUGAAGUUGGUAGUUUAAUUUCCAGUAGUCAGAGUGGAGGUGGUAGUUUUAGCUCUAUUAGUCCUAUUGGAAGUGGUAAUUUGGGUUCUAGUAGUUACAGCGAAGAUGGUAGUAACAACAGCGGUGACAGUUCUGGCCCUGCCACUACUAGUGACCGUGACGGAGGUGGAGGAGACGAAGGUGGACUUACGAUUGGUAGUGAUGUUGAAUUCGGCAUUAGAGAUCCAAGCAGCAGUAGUGGUGGUGGUGGUGGUGGCAGUGUCCUCAGCCGCACUGGAGCAAGCGGAGGCAUUCUAUACAGCAGUAAGACUGGAGCUAAUGGAAGGAACACUGGAGUUUUUAUAAAUAGUGUUGAAGGAGACAACGGCAGUGGUUUUGCCAGUAGUAAUGGUGUCGGUGUUGCCAGCAGCAACAGUGGGUACUCUGGACAGACUGCGGUCAGCAACUUCAACAGAGGUCUCGUUGGUAACAGUGGCAGAAAUACCCCCUUUGUUGGUGGAAUCCCAAACCCCAAUAAGGGACAUGUUAGAGACACUUCCAGCAGUCGAUUGACCAGUCGAGUAGUAGGACAGGGAGGAGGAGCUGCUCUCAACACCCAGAUAUUCAGAAAGGCAAAUAGGGGAACUAAAACCAUUCCGAGUAAUCAUGUAGUAGGUGGCAACAGUGGAGCUGGGAGUAAGGGGCACGGUGAGGCUAGUUCCAGAGAACCUAGGAGAAGCAGUGAGGGUAAUUUUGUCAUUGGUAAUAAAGACGGCGGUGGCGGCUUCAGUGGUGAUAACGACGGCGACUAUAUUGGAGGUGGUGGCGGUGAUAAUGGAGGCGGCUACAGUAGGGGUGGUGAUAGCGGAGGAGGUGGUGGUGGCGGCUACACCGGAGGUGGUGGUGCGUCUGUAGGGCAGCACAACAACCUGGGGGUGGUGUUCACAAGCGGAUACCUGGACGUCAUCCCUGGGACUCCCGGACGGGACUAUCUGCUCCUGUCUACCGUCCCGUCGACGGCCUUCGUCUGCGACUCUCUCCCGGGGUAUUACGCCGACACAGAUCCCGCUGCAGGAUGCCAGGUGUUCCACAUCUGUCAGGCGAACGGCCGCAUGGACUCGUUCCUCUGCCCCAACGGCACAGUCUUCAACCAGCAGUUCUUCGUAUGUGACUGGUGGUUCAACUUCGACUGCUCCACCGCCAGGCAGUACUACGACCUCAACUUCGAGAUAGGAAAGGUGGACACCACGACUUCCUACAACGGCAACACCAUUCCCCACGGCAGCUACGAUCACAUCACUGACAACAUCCAAUAUCCAUUCAGAGAUUAUCGUUCUCCAGUAAAAUAGACGUGCUUUGAUAACUGUUUUCAGAGCGUAUGUUUAACCAAAAGUGGAAUGAACGUAAGGUUAAAUAAAAGCAAUCAGGGGUAUACGGAAUCUUUGUUUGUAAGUCUUCUUAGAAAUAAUACUCGUGCCAUGCUCGGCUCAGUCAAAUGGGCACUCAUACUCGACCCAUUCUAAUUGUCACUUAUGCCCAACUCAGUUUAAUGGGGAUUCUUAGCACCCGUCCGAGUGUGGAGACAGUAGCAUUCAGCCAUGACCAGUAGCAGGAGCCUAUAGCAAUUUGCAUACAAGAACAUCUCAGAAUAUUUAAAAUCUUAACUAAUGAGGAAUACGGUAUGUAAAUCAAUCUUCAUGUAUAGGUAGUUGUGUCAAAGAGAAAAUAAUUGAAGAAAAAAAAAGAAUGCAUUAGGUUUUUUCUAUAUACAUUAGGCUUGUUUAAAUUUGCAUAUGAGAUUUUUAUGGAGUGUUUAUUUAAUGCAAUAUAAUAUAUAAAUAUACGUGUGGGGGUCUCAGGAAAUGUUAGUAGAAUAAUUAAGUGCAUGAAUAACAAUAAUGAAUGUUACCGCUAAAUAACCGUUACACGGGAAACUGAAUUAAAAAAAACUGUCAUCGCACUGAGAGGAGAGGAGCAGUGUUGCAUAGUUUGCAGAGGCUACUGUGAUAACAGAGAAGUUAUGUUGAUAAGUUACAUAAGUUAACUUUUACAUAAGUUAACGUUACACAAGUUAAGAUUGUAAGUUACAGCCUAUUGAAACAAACAGGUGUGUAA